GCGCCAACUCACAAACGCAGGUCGCCUACCUGCCGUUGCCACGUGCCCGGCGCGGUCCAUGCACCUCCCGAGAGCCAUCGCGGCGGCUCUAUUCGCGCUUCUAGCACUCCCAUCGACGUGUCAAACCACCCUCACCCCGACAACCCCGCUUCCUUCCUCGACAUACGAAGACGUCGAUGACCCCGGCAACGACGCACUGGACGCUGCUGAUGGCGAUCCUGUUGAAGGUGGCUUGUUAAAUGACACAGCCACCACGCCAGUGACGACCCCAAGGGAACGAUAUGACCACGCAGAAGGGCCAAUCCCAGUCUUAGGAGCCCAAGCCACCAAGCCGUCGUCGGAUGGCUCGACCACGACCGUCUUGCUCUCGAUUGCAGUGGGGUUGUCGGCGUCCGUCGUCGCAGCGAUCGUAAUCGUUUCCCGUCGACGAAAUGCCCAGUUCCAGGCGGAAAUGGACAUGGCGACUGAAAAUGACUACGGCAUGGCGAUGAUGGAUCUGCCAGAGAACUACGACCAAGAUGGUAGCGAAGACCAGUACUCUGUCCACAGUUUGAGCACCCGUCGAAAAAGUUCACUCAUCGCUCAUCGCGACUUGACAUCAUCCGUCAUCCGCACCAGCAACAUUCUGGCUCCGCGCCCGUACCAUCAACCACCAGCAAACGCUCGAGAGGAUGUCGACUCGUUCGUGGACGAAUCGCUUUUCUUGCACACGACUCACUCUCUGACGCGGAUCGACUCCGCCUCGCCCAUCAACGACAACGCCAUGAUGGUGUUGCGUGCCACGACCAGUGAGGGGUACCUCGACACGGCGCAUUUUCUCCAGACGAUUCAUUCGACCUUUCCACGGACUGAAUUCUUUGGCGACAAGUCCCGAGAACACGUAGAGAUCAUCUAGGGGAAGCGUUGGGCCUGUACCGAUCGUAUUUAUAAAACCAUGACGAAGCUGUCGUCUGUCGACAAAUGUCUCCUC
Molecule: messenger RNA, 970 nt
Organism: Aphanomyces invadans
Lineage: Eukaryota; Oomycota; Saprolegniomycetes; Saprolegniales; Verrucalvaceae
Exons: 1
Coding region: 59-895 (278 amino acids)
Source: RefSeq, a predicted model, not a curated record